Molecule: messenger RNA, 633 nt
Organism: Heterobilharzia americana
Lineage: Eukaryota; Metazoa; Platyhelminthes; Trematoda; Strigeidida; Schistosomatidae
Source: the annotation of a GenBank genome assembly
AUGGCUGUAGAUGAUGAAACAGAACCGCAGCAGGAACAACAACUAGAGAAACAGCAACACUCAGGUAAAAGUUCAACGAAAUCUGACUUACAUGACUUCAAUUUGAUUUGUUUGAAAGAGAAUAAUCGGUUGAGAAGUUUACACAAUUGUCCGAAGUUGAAAUUAAGUCGAAAAUUAAUGAAAUCUGCAAAGAUACAUUCUGAGUAUCUUCGAGAACAACGUCAAUUACAACAGAGACCAGAUUUUAAAUGUGGUCAAAAUAUGGCAUUGAUAAUUGGACAACAAGAAUUUAAAGUUGCUGGUCUCAACGCUGCACAAGCAUGGUAUAAACAGUCCGAAAAUUAUGAUUAUAAAGAGCACAGUCAAGAAUCAAGAGGCUAUUUUACGCAAAUGAUUUGGAAACAAACGAGUAAAGUUGGUUUUGGAUUCACUUUCGCAGAGACAGGAAACAUAGUCUUUGUGGUAGGACAUUACUCACCACCUGGUAAUAAAAGUGGGGAAUAUCAGGUGAAUGUCCCACCACAAGUAGAAGCCAAUGAAUUAGUCAUCAAAUCACACCGUUCAAAAGUGACUCAUACACAACCUAAACAUCCUAAGAAUAAUUGUCCAUCAGGUCAAUGUGUUAUUAUCUAA